AUGUUAUGUUCGCUGUAUGAUACAUUGGUACCGAUGUGUGUUCACGGCUACCGUUACGCUUUCGUCGUGUUUGUCUCCGACGGCCCCUUCGUUCAUUUUUCGGACCUUGGACAACUGGCCCUUUCUGUUAGAUGUGGUUUUAUAACCGUGACGUAUGCUAUUCUACAUGCGCAUUUCAUAUUCCGAUAUUUUGUGUUGUAUAAAAAUGCGCUACUUCAAAAAUGGUUCAUGCCUUAUGGUUUAGUCGCUACAUUUGUUUACUGUGUAUGUCAUAUGGCAUUAUGGACGUGGGUCUGCGAAUUCUUCUUUUACGGGGAUUACGAGCGUAAAAGAUACGUCCAUGAUUCUUUCAAAGGCCUUUAUCAUGAAGAUUCACUGAAUAUGACUAUGGUGGUUGCUCUUUAUUGGGAAGGAAGUAAUGAUGCAGUGAUUAUUAAAAAAUUAAAAGUGCAAAGUUCCCUUAGCGAGAAGACCAUCAAUCUUCAACGUCAAUUAUUUAAUGCUCUCGCAAUCCAAACCGUAAUCCCAAUCUGUGUUAGCCUCAUGCCGUGUCUUGCUGUAUGGUUUGGGCCAGUGUUUCUUCUUGAUUUCCGUUGGGUUUAUUUAUCAGCCGUAAUUGCUGUUUCCAUUUUCCCAUCUAUCGAUCCAAUCGCACUGAUAUUUUUCUUGCCAGCGUUACGCAAGAGGGUCUUGAUUAUAAGAAUUCGUGUUACUCAUGUCAACUCACACUUGAAUUGA
Caenorhabditis briggsae is the source of this 738-nucleotide messenger RNA. NCBI's taxonomy places the organism in Eukaryota, Metazoa, Nematoda, Chromadorea, Rhabditida, Rhabditidae. The record is from RefSeq and is a predicted model, not a curated record. The transcript has 4 exons. Bases 1 to 738 code for a protein of 245 amino acids.